Messenger RNA from Diorhabda carinulata, 1034 nucleotides. Its product is annotated as UMP-CMP kinase 2, mitochondrial-like. Gene Ontology annotation, biological process: dTDP biosynthetic process; dUDP biosynthetic process; dTTP biosynthetic process. The transcript is spliced from 6 exons. The coding region runs from base 60 to 989 and encodes 309 amino acids. The record is from RefSeq and is a predicted model, not a curated record. Gene Ontology annotation, cellular component: mitochondrion; cytoplasm. NCBI's taxonomy places the organism in Eukaryota, Metazoa, Arthropoda, Insecta, Coleoptera, Chrysomelidae. Gene Ontology annotation, molecular function: dTMP kinase activity.
AAACGCUAAGCAUUUAUAACAUAACUGCACCACAAGUAGAUUGUGCUACGUAACUCAGAAUGGAACACUACCUCCGAUAUACGAUAUUAUUUAUAAGUGUUUUAAAGAUAACAAGUUUGCCUACCCAAAAUGGGUGUGCCCCACUGGAAGUACAGGAAAAUCGAGAUAAUGUCUCAAUUGAAGUACCUUUUCCUUCGGUGUUCAACAACAUAGCACCUAUGUUGAGAAUAUUACAGUCACCUCAGUAUAUUACACACGUGGGAGCUAAGGAAAUCUUGAAGGUUUUUCAAAUAGCAAAAGAGAAAAAAAGGGAAUUUGAAGCAGCAGGUGGAAAGAAGAAUUAUCCGUUGAUAGUAUUGGAAGGUUUGGCGGGUUCAGGUAAAUCUACGCUGGUGAGAGGCCUAGCAAAAAAAAUCAAUGGACUUCAAAGUCAUUCUCCGUCGUCUUCAGCUCAAAAAUUGAGGAGAUUAUUCUUGAAUGACACUGUAAUGGACAAUUUAUAUCAUUACUUUUCUCAUUAUAUAACAGGUCUAGAAGUCAGCUUAUGGUUAAAAGAUUCCCCAGUAAUACUCGACAGAUUUUGGCAUUCAUCUUCUACUUAUUCUAUCGCACGAGCAGCUUAUAAUACUCAAGCAACAUACACUUUACCCCCAAGAGGUGAUAAAAUCUACAACUGGCCAGAUGAUCUUCUCAAACCUGACGCGGUGCUUUUUCUUGACGUGGAUGAAACUAGCCGAGUACAAAGAAUUAAUCUUAGACUUCAAGACAAUCUGAAGAAAGGAAGUGAGAAAGAGGAAUUAAUCUUGGGAAAAAAUGAAUUGUUGUUGCAAAUUUGUCCAGACUACAGAAAUAACAUAAUUUUGGCUUAUAAAAACAUGGACAGACCAGCAGUGACGUUCCUAAACGCUAGUUUAUCAGUAGAAGAUGUUCUAGAUGAAGCUUAUUCAAAAGUGAAACCGUUACUAGGAUCUAGUUAUCAAGUCUCCUAAUACAAAAAAUAUUUACUAUAAACUAUUAAAAAGUAUGAAGCUUUA